UCUGGCAUAAUUCAGAUUGUGAAACUUUCCUUUGUGAUAUUAAAUCGGGGGAUUUCCCAGAUGACCUUUCCUCUUUCCCUGCCUCCAUGAUCCAGAUUUCCCCAAUUUCUUUUGCCAAACCAUGGGAAUUCCUGUCCACCUGCAGACCAAGGACUUCUGGCCUCACUCACCCGACUCUUGAAUUGCUUAAUAGACUGUGUUAUUUCCCAAAACUCAGCUGCUUUCUCAGGGUGGGGCUAGCCAACAACACGUUUGGAGGGAGGAAAAUCAACAUUUCAUAAGCAGCUGCCCUGCAUCACUGCUGUCAGUAUCAAAGUAGCAGCAGAGAAACUGAAAGGCGGACGGAGAAAGAGAGGCAGGAAUGCAGAAGGUUCGUCCACUCCUUUACAUCGCCAUUGUCCUUGGGGCACUUGGCACAGAUGUUGUGGAUGCUCACUGUGAUGUGACGAAGGCAAACGAAAUUAAAGGAGGCAAAACAGUAGCACUUCAGAACAACACAGUGCUUAAGUAUAUAUGCCCAGAUGGCCAAUACCCAUACCCUACUGAGUACCGGACAUGCCAAUGGAAUAAAUCCUGGAGCACUAUGAAAAAUAAAAAUCAGAGGGUCAUCGACCAGGCCAUCUGCCAAGCUAUUCGUUGCCCCAGAGUUACAGAAUUUGAAAAUGGUUACUAUGAGCCACCCCAGCCAUAUUACAAUAUAAACCAGAACAUCACAUUUACUUGCUACGCGGGAUACAGCAUGAAGGGGCCUGAAGUCCGCACCUGCCUUCCCAAUGGGAAAUGGAGUGGAAAAAUAACCAUUUGUGAUGAUGGAACUGGCCAUUGCCUUAACCCGGGGAUCCCACUUGGUGGCCGAAAAGAAGGAAACCAAUAUCGAAUAGAAUAUAGUGUCCGCUACACUUGUGAGAAUGGUCUCACUCUUUUUGGAUCCAGUGAACGGAUUUGCCAAGAAUCAGGAAGCUGGAGUGGAUCAGAACCAGAGUGUCGAUACCCAUAUAGUUUUGACACCCCAGAAGAAGUUGCCAACAAUUUCAUUUCAUCUUUGACUGAAACUGCUGAAGCGGCAGAUGCCAAUAGAAAUAUCUCCUCUACACAGAAGCGAAAAAUUGUCAUUAAGAAAGGAGGCACAAUGAACAUCUACUUUCUCCUCGAUGCCUCAAAAAGUAUUACUGCAGCGAAUCUCAACAGUACAAAGAAUGUUACAAUCAAGUUGAUUGAGAAGAUCUCCAGCUAUGACGUCUCCCCCAAUUAUGCCAUCAUCACUUUUGCCACAAACAGCAAAGAAGUUUUGAGCACAAUGGAUCAACACAGCACUGAUUCAGCCUGGGUGAUUGAGCAACUACAAAAUAUUCACGUUUCUGAGCAUAAGAUAAAGCCAGGAACCAACAUCGAGAAAGCCUUGAAAACUGUCUAUGAAAUGAUGAUUAGCCAGGAAGCUGAGGAGAAGAAUCGUGGAUUAAAUCCUGCUCCUAUUGUCAAUUCCACACGCCAUGUGAUCAUUCUCCUGACUGAUGGUCGCUACAACAUGGGUGGGGAUCCAAUGCCUAUCAUGAAAAGAAUUAAGGAAUUCCUUAAGAUUAAGGAAUCUGGCUCCAGUUCUCGCAAAGAAUUCUUAGAUGUUUAUGUCUUUGCUGUUGGAGAUGAAAUCAACAGGCGAGUCUUGAAUGAUUUGGCAUCGAAGAAACCUGGUGAGAAGCAUUUCUUCGUAAUGAAGAACAUAACCAACCUGCAGGAGUCCUUUGAUUCAAUGAUUGAUGAAAGCGAAGUUUUGUCUAUGUGUGGCUUGGCAAAAGAACACCUGAAAGAUCAGCAGAAUAAUCCCUGGAAUACCAAGAUCGCCAUCACGCGUUCUGGUGGCGCAGGGUUUGGCCACUGCAAAGGAACCCUCGUUUCUGAGUAUUUUAUCUUGACAGCAGCUCACUGUUUCACUAUCGAUGAUACGGCCGACCACAUCAAAGUCACAAUUGGAGACAGCAAGCAACCGUAUCCUGUGGCUAACAUUUACCUCCACCCACAAUACAAUGUCGGAAAGCUGAAACAUCGUGGAAUCCCUGAAUUCUAUGAUUAUGAUGUCGCCCUGAUAAAACUUGGCAAAAAAGUUGAAUUCAGUUUCAGUGCCAGGCCAAUUUGUUUACCGUGUACACAAGGAACAACCCGAGCUCUGAGGAAACCCCUUGCAACAACCACUUGCCAGGACCAUGAAAAUGAGCUGCUACCUGUGGCAAACAUUCGUUCUUUUUUUGUAAGUGACUGUAAAUACCAACACGACACCAUUGGGCUAGUUCGCAGACCUGUUCAAAUCAAGAAUAGUGACAAGAAAAUGGCCUGUGAACAAGAUGCACGGAAUGCCAAAUUCUACAAAAACAUUACCAAUAUCAAAGAUGUGGUGACUGAUAACUUUCUCUGCACGGGGGGACAGGAUCCUGUGCUGGACCCCAAUACAUGCAAAGGUGAUUCUGGCGGUCCUCUCAUUAUUCAGAAAAAGUUGCGUUAUAUUCAGGUUGGCGUGAUUAGCUGGGGUGUGGUUGAUGUCUGCGGUCACCAAGGUACAACAUGUGAGGAACCCAACAAACGGAAGGAUCGUACCUCCUAUUCCAGGGAUUUUCACAUCAACCUCUUCAAAGUUAUUCCAUGGCUCAAAGAACAGCUGGCUGAUGAGGGAUUGGAGUUCAUCUAGAGAAGUUCUCUUCCCAGCCCGUUCGGAUGCUCUGUGUAAAUAGAAAUCGUUCCCAGUAAAGUCUGUGUUAACAAUGGCUCUCCAAUGUAACUGUAUAGACAAAACAAUAAAUGUGAUAUGUGUUGUCUUUUG
Thamnophis sirtalis is the source of this 2809-nucleotide messenger RNA. RefSeq names its product complement factor B. Gene Ontology annotation, biological process: complement activation; proteolysis; response to bacterium. The record is from RefSeq and is a predicted model, not a curated record. Gene Ontology annotation, molecular function: serine-type endopeptidase activity. Lineage: Eukaryota; Metazoa; Chordata; Lepidosauria; Squamata; Natricidae. Gene Ontology annotation, cellular component: extracellular exosome; extracellular region.